Messenger RNA from Penicillium salamii, 1134 nucleotides. The record is from the annotation of a GenBank genome assembly. Lineage: Eukaryota; Fungi; Ascomycota; Eurotiomycetes; Eurotiales; Aspergillaceae.
AUGAAUUUAUUUCGCACUGCUGUUCGUCGAUACUCUACAAUGAAUAUCUCCAAGAUUUCCACAGAAUGUUCGCCUUUCACCCAGGCUGUGGUGACUUCCAUGAGGAAGCUAUAUCCAGAGGCAUUGGCAGACAAGAGCUUUGAUAACACGGGAUUACUUCUCGAAGCUCCGUUGGACCCAUCUCGGCGGCAAAAGAACUCAGCCCUUCUAACCAUUGACCUCACCAAAGCCGUCGCAGACGAAGCAAUCAAAAACCAAAACUCGGUUAUCGUCGCUUAUCACCCAAUCAUCUUCCGCGGUCUCAAGUCCCUCACCUUCGCCGACUCCCAGCAAAAGUCUCUCCUUCGCCUAGCUCAGCAUGGAAUCAGCGUCUACUCCCCACACACAGCCGUCGACACAGUCCCGGGCGGUAUGGCCGACUGGCUCUGCGACGUAGUGACAGGCAAUUUCAACGCUCAGCCCUCCAAAGCAACUACCAGCGAAUGCCAGUCAACCAUGUACACUGCCCCGAGCUAUCCAGAAUCACCUAUCCCCACAACAAACGUUAACCCCCAACACCCACCCCACAGCAGAAGCACAAUCCACCCCUCCCCGGCAGCCUCAAUCCCCGAAGGCUUCGAGUCAGCCGGUGCCGGCCGUCUAGUCACCUUCGAGACACCCCAGUCGCUGACAAGUCUGAUUGACAACGUCGCCCGCGGUAUCGGCAUGCCUGGUGGAAUCCCCAUUGCCAUCCCGCAAGGUAGCUCAGUUGACCAGAUCCGCAUCCGCACAGUAGGCAUGUGUCCUGGGUCUGGAUCUGGUGUUCUCAUGCGUGGUGGCGAAAUCCCCGAUCUUCUCCUGACCGGUGAAAUGAGCCACCAUGAGGCCCUGGCUGCGACGGAGCGAGGCUCGGUCGUCAUCUCACUUUCCCACACUAAUUCUGAGCGCGGAUAUCUGCGCUCGGUUAUGCACCCUAAGUUGUUGGAGGAGGUUAAGCAGUGCUGGAAUGCAUUGCAUGGCGAGGCUGUGAAGGAUGGAAGUCCUUCUCUUGAGGCUGACUUGGUUAAGGUGCAUCAUACUGAGGGCGAGGUGCAAGUUUCAGUCAGUCAGGCUGAUCGUGAUCCUUAUGGUAUCAUGAUCUGGCGUGGCGACUAG